Molecule: messenger RNA, 5526 nt
Organism: Nymphaea colorata (pocket water lily)
Lineage: Eukaryota; Viridiplantae; Streptophyta; Magnoliopsida; Nymphaeales; Nymphaeaceae
Exons: 43
Coding region: 182-5278 (1698 amino acids)
Source: RefSeq, a predicted model, not a curated record
UCCGUUCUUGGGUCGUCACUUGCUCAUCUUCGCUUCUCCCCGCCAAUUUCAUUCCUGGCGUCUCGUUGGUCCCAGAAAUGCAGAUGCCUGUCUUGAUCUCACUAUCUUCUCGCCCUCUCGAUCGGAGAGACUAGGAUCCGUGUAGGAAGUGGAGUGAAAGAGAUUAAGGCGGCGCGCACGAAUGGCGUUCAUGGCAGUUCUUGAAUCUGACCUGCGCGCUCUUUCCGCGGAAGCCCGCCGAAGGCAUCCGGCUGUGAAGGAUGCCGCUGAGCACGCCAUUUUGAAGCUUCGUACGUUGUCGAAGCCUAGUGAUAUUGCACAGAACGAGGACGUACUGAGAAUCUUUCUUAUGGCAUGUGAGGUCAAGACUGUCAAGCUAAGCGUAAUUGGGCUGUCGUGCUUGCAAAAGCUGAUUUCACAUGAUGCUGUUGCACAAUCAGCUCUGAAGGAGAUAUUAGCUACAUUGAAAGAUCAUUCUGAAAUGGCAGAUGAUAAUGUUCAGCUCAAAACAUUGCAAACUAUACUGAUAAUAUUUCAGUCAAAUUUACAUCCGAAAAAUGAGGAUGAUAUGUGUCAAUCACUUGGAAUCAUUCUCAGACUGCUUGAGAAUAAUCGUUCCCCAGACAGUGUGCGCAACACUGCAGCUGCUACAUUCAGACAAGCCUCUGCUUUGGUUUUCGAUCAUGUCAUUCAUGCAGAGUCCCUUCCAGCUGGUAAGUCAGGUUUGGGCAGCCAUGUUUCCCGGACCAAUUCUGUCUCAGGCGAUGUCAAUCGCAGUAUCCAUAACUCAGUGUCAUUGGAUAGCAAUAUUAUUUCCAGCUUGCAACCAGCUUCACAAGAGAGUCUAACGGGAGAAGGUAGACUUGGCCUUCAAUUACUAGAGGACCUGACAGCACUUGCGGCAGGUGGAUCUGGAUUGUGGCUGCGAGUCAGUUCUGUUCAGCGGGGAUUUGCACUUGAUAUAUUGGAGUUCAUCCUAUCAAACUAUGUUGCAAUAUUCAGGUUUCUCAUUCCCUAUGAACAGGUCUUGCGCCAUCAGAUAUGCUCACUUCUUAUGACCUCUCUCCGUACUAAUGUUGAGUUUGAAGGUGAAGCUGGAGAACCGUAUUUCCGUCGUUUGGUCUUACGAUCAGUUGCACAUGUUGUCAGGCUCUAUAGUUCAUCACUUAUCACAGAGUGUGAGGUUUUUCUCAAUAUGUUGGUGAAGUCGACAUCUAUGGAUUUGCCAUUAUGGCACCGGAUUCUUGUCCUUGAAAUUUUGAGGGGUUUUUGUGUGGAAGCACGCACCUUGCGCCUUCUUUUCCAAAAUUUUGAUAUGAACCCUAAAAACACCAACGUUGUGGAGGGCAUGGUUAGGGCAUUGGCUCGGGUUGUUUCAAGUAUACAGAUUCCAGAAACAAGUGAAGAGAGUCUUGCAGCUGUUGCUGGGAUGUUUAACAGUAAAGCUAAAGGGGUUGAGUGGAGUCUUGAAAAUGAUGCUUCUAAUGCAGCAGUUGUGGUCGCUAGUGAAGCUCAUGCAAUCACCUUGGCUGUUGAAGGACUAUUAGGAGUUGUUUUUACAGUAGCUACUUUGACAGAUGAAGCUGUGGAUAUUGGUGAACUUGAGUCCCCAAGAUGUGAAAGUGAUCCACCAAUUAAAUGGAUGGGGCAAACUGCAAACCUAUCAAUGGCUAUGGUCGACUCUUUGUGGUUGAUCAUCUUGGAUGCUCUCUCCCUAAUAUUGAUGAGAUCACAAGGAGAAGCUAUUAUAUUGGAAAUUCUAAAGGGAUAUCAAGCGUUUACUCAGGCAUGUGGAGUUCUUCGUACUGUAGAACCUCUAAACUCUUUUCUUGCAUCUCUCUGCAAAUUUACUAUCAAUUUUCCUGAUGAUUAUGAAAAGAAAAGUGUGUUGCUGUCACCUGGAUCAAGGCGGCUUGAACACAUAUCUGAUCAACGAGAUAGCAUUGUACUCACCACGAAGAAUGUUCAGGCUUUGAGGACCCUAUUCAACAUUGCUCACAGGCUACAUAAUGUGUUGGGGCCAUCGUGGAUUCUGGUUUUGGAGACACUAGCAGCUUUGGAUCGUGCAAUUCAUUCUCCUCAUGCCACUACUCAGGAAGUCCCUACAAUGGUUUCAAGGCUUACAAGAGACAGCUCUAGUCAGUAUACAGAUUUCAACAUCUUGUCUUCAUUGAAUUCUCAGCUGUUCGAGAGCUCUGCAAUGAUGCAUAUAUCUGCGGUCAAGUCUCUCCUUUCUGCAUUAAGAAAUCUGUCUAAUCAACACUGUGUUGGGCGGACUCAUGCUUCUGGGCAAGCAUCAGUGUCACCUCAAACUUCUGGGACAAAUGCUUUUGUCGGAUCAGCUCAGCAGAUUGGAAGCAUCACAUUUUCUGUUGAACGAAUGAUAGCUAUACUCAAAAGCAACCUGCACCGUGUGGAGCCCUUGUGGGACCUUGUUUCUGGUCAUCUCCUUGAGCUUGCAGAGAACCCAAAUAUGCAGAUUCGAAAUAUAGCCCUUGAUGCUCUUGACCAGUCGGUCUGUGCUGUACUAGGCUCUGAUCAAUUUCAUGACCUAACCCUCUCCAUGCAGCCAUUAGAAAUUAAUCAAAUUGAGGUUGCUGAUAGAGAGUCAGAAUCAUUCGAGUGGGCUAUCAUUUCUCCAUUGAAGGUUCUUUAUUCAUCUACCCAAAUACAUGAUGUUCGCAUUGGUGCAACAAAAAUUCUGUUACAUGUUUUAGAGAGACAUGGAGAGAAAUUACAUCACAGUUGGCAAGGAAUCCUUGAAAUGCUGAGGUCAAUUGUUGAUUCUUCUGAAAAAGAUCUUAUUCCACUGGGCUUCCAAUGUGUCCGUGUUAUUAUGAAUGAUGGUCUUUCAACAAUUCCACCACCUUGCCUGCAUAUGUGUAUUGAAGUUACAGGUGCAUAUGUUGCACAGAAGACAGAGAUAAAUAUCAGUUUGACAGCCAUUGGUCUUCUCUGGACUGCAACUGAUUUCAUCGCCAAGGUGUUAUGGGGUACCAAGGAAGGACUCAGUCACCUGCAACUAGGAGGGGAUAAAAUUGAUGAAGAAUCACACACAGAACAUUUUGCAAUUGAUGUUCAAGGGAAAGAUGAGCAUCCCAUAACUAGAACUCGUGAUGUUUAUGAGCAAUCUCUGCCGAUGGUGGAUAAAGGUCAUUGUGACAAACUUCUGUUUUUGGUGUUCUCAAUACUCCAAAAGCUAGGAACAGAUGAAAGGCCAGAGGUGAGGAACUCUGCAAUUCGGACCCUCUUCCAAACCCUCAGCAGUCAUGGGCAAAAACUGUCGAGAAGCAUGUGGGAGGAUUGCCUUUGGAACUAUGUCUUCCCUAUUUUAAACAGUGUUGCCUGUUUGGCAGCUAGCUCUUCUAGAGAUGAGUGGCAGGGAAAGGAACUAGGAACAAGAGGAGGGAAAGCUGUUCACAUGCUUAUACAUCACAGUCGUAAUACCGCACAGAAACAAUGGGAUGAGACAAUUGUCCUAGUAUUAGGUGGAAUAACUCGCAUUCUUCGCUCAUUCUUCCCAUUCCUUCUGACGCUGAACAACUUCUGGAAUGGUUGGGAGUCUGUGCUUCUUUUUGUUAGAAACUGCAUUUCAAAUGGUAGUAAGGAGGUUGCUGUUGCUGCUAUAAAUUGCUUGCAAACAACUGCUCUCUGUCAUGGCUCAAAGGGAAGUCUGCCAGAGGCUUACAUGAAAUCUAUAUUUGAUGUUUAUGAACUCAUUCUGCAACAUUCACCGAACUCCAGAGAUGCAGUUGUCAUCAAGGUGAAACAGGAGAUAUUGCAUAGCCUUGGUGAUUUUUAUGAUCAAGCAAAUUUGAUGUUUGAUGAUGCUAUGUACUCAAGAUUGCUGGGGAUUCUGCAUCUUGCUGUUAAAUAUUCAAAAAGUGCCAGGGUUGAUGAGGAAGCAGAUCCUGAUAUCAGUCCAAUUCAACGAACUAUAUUAGAAAUGCUUCCCUUGUUGAAACCUGGGCCACAUCUGUCUACAAUGUGGUCGCUUCUUUUCCAGCAGUUAUUCUGUUAUCUUCCAGGAUUCAAGCCCCCGCCACUGGAGGUGGAUGAUUGUAAUGUGCAGAAAGAAAAUCCCAAGCAUGAAACUGAAGACUAUAGCAAGCAUAGCUCCUCUUCAGGAACUAAUAUUCCAGAUGAUCCUAGAAAUCUGCCUGAUGGAAAAUUAACAUCCCCAAAGCAUGAAAAUUCUAGUGGUGGUUGUAUUGCUCUGCAAUCUAAAUCAGAAGUUCAGUCUCCACAUUAUGGAUCAUUCACUGGCAAGCUUACAACGUUGAGCAUUUCAAGUAAAUUUGCAGAGAAGCUUCUUCCUGUUCUUGUGGGUCUUUUCCUUCAUGCUCCAAAAGCAGAAAAAUUGCAUAUUUUACCAGAAAUUAUUCAAGGUCUUGGAAGGUGUAUGAUCACAAGAAGGGAUCAUCCAGAUGGCACGAUUUGGAGACAAGCUGUUGAAGGAAUGAACCGUGUAAUUACAGAUGAUGUUGAUACAUUGCAAGACGACCAAAAGUCAGAUCCAGAAAUAAGCAGGCCUACCAGGACACGGUUCUGGAAAGAGGUUGCAGAUGUCUAUGAAUUGUUUCUCGUGGGGUCAUGUGGACGGGCAUUUCCAUCUGGAGUUUGUUCGUCUACAGCCCUUAUUGCAGAUGAGAAACUUGAAAUGGCUGUUUUAGAUGUUUUGAGUGAUAAGAUUCUCAAGUCAAAUGUUGAUGCUCCACCCGAGAUAUUACAGCGACUAGUUUCAACACUGGACCGUUGUGCAUCCCGGACUGCUUCUCUGCCUCUUGAAAGUGUAGGACUCUUGCCGUUGCAUUGCAGCAGAUUUUCAUUAGCUUGCUUGCAAAAGAUUUUCUCAGCAUGCAGCUAUGAACAAGGUGACGAGUGGUCUUCUUCAAGAUUUGAAGUCAGUAAAGUUGCUGCAAUGAUAAUCAUUGGAAGAUGCGAAUUUAUCCUAGAACGGUUUUUGAUCGAUGAAAAUGACUUGGGUGAGUUGCCUCUUCCAUCUGUUAGAAUCCAGGAAGCGCUUUUUGUCCUCAAGGAGCUUGCCCACCUCGUUCUCCAUCCUACUACAGCUGCUCUUCUUCCUUUACAACAACCGGCAAAAGAAGCAUUCCUCAAACGCAACGCUGCCUACAGUCGCAGCCACCUUCCCAUUCUCUUCCCGUCCUUGUGCGAUAUUGUAAUUACCAGGGAAGCACGAGUGAGGGAACUGGUUCAGGUGUUGCUACGACUCAUCGCUAUCGAAUUGGGCUUGCAGAAAGGGAGCGUCGUAGAUUAGAGCAUCAGAUCAUUUACGUUCCGGUUGAUCUCCCAAUCAGCGGAUAGAAAAACAUAGCCCUACUUGGCGUGAGAGGAUCAUCCACACCCACAGUAUCAAAUUGAGUCUUGUUGUAUUUUGUAUUCUUUUCGUUUUCCUUUUAUUUUUUCCCCAGCGCAUGUAUCUUUUGUAUAUUUGAUCAGCACGCUCCACUUUCGCGAGCUCAUUUUGCUGUUUCAAGUAUCAAUAGGCAAAAAGCUUCUCAAGUA